UUUGCGCCAAGUGUCUGAGCUGUGCAGCGCUGGUGAUGCAAGCGUGUUGACGCCUGCAGACUGAGGUGCGCAUCAGCUGCUGCGGCAUCACUGCUAUCUCUGCUUCCAUCAGCACGCCCUUCGCACUGUCAUUCUCGUCGCCGUCCACCUUGCCGACACCCUUGCAACCGCACAUCAUCCCCGGCGCGCCUGCCGCUAGUUCGACCUGCUCUGUCACCGAGCUCCAUCUCCUUCGAUAGCACACGCCAUCUAUCCAUCAACCGUAUCAGCGACCACGUCGACUGCACGACAUCCCGACCGAAUCAACGCGCGCUCACGAUGGUCGGCUUGACCUCUGCCGCCGGCCUGGUGGGCUUCCUGACCGAGCAGGACCAAGAACUGCAAGCGUUUGCGCUGGAACGCCUCAACGAUGAGGUCGACAGCGUAUGGACUGAAGUCUCGGGUUCGAUCGGUACAAUAGAAGCACUCUACGAAGAUGAGAACUUCAGCCAUCGCGAACUCGCUGCUCUUGUCCUGUCAAAGGUUUACUACCAGCUGCAGGAAUAUGACGAAUCCAUGGUCUUUGCACUGGGAGCUGGGAAGUUGUUUGACUGGAAGUCACAGGACGCCGGCGAGUACGAGGAGACCAUCGUCGCCAAAUGCAUCGACACAUACAUCUCGCUCUGCGCGCUUCACAACCCACCUACUCCUGCUUCAGCCACCGGCCGCCACGGCUCCGUAGACGCUGACAACGCCGCGACUGCAUCCCCAACAACACCUUUCUCGCAAGCAGCGCUUCCAUCCAAAUCCCUCCUUGCUCGUCAAGACGAGAAAGCAUGGGACUCAUUUGCACCCGGAGGAGGCAACGCUGGUGUUGCCGGUGCUCACCCACAUCCUCUGACUUUGCCAAAUCAGACCAAAAAGGCACUGCAGAAUGUGGUCAAGCGUAUCUUCGAGAACUGCUACGAGAAUGGUGCUUACAAGCAAGUGGUCGGAAUCGCGGUCGAGGCUCGCAACAUGGAGGUUCUGAGGGAGGCUAUCCUACGCUCCAGCAAGGCCGAGACCGGCAAGGGCAAGAAAGCCGCAGUGGGAGGCCAGACAGAGGAUCUGAUGGAAUACGUCUUGGACAUCUGCAUGAACGUGGUUCAAGAGCGUGGACUGCGGAACGAGAUAUUGAAGCUCAUUCUUGACCUCCUGAAUGAGAUCCCAAGCCCGGAUUAUUUCGCCAUUGCCCGCUGCGUGGUAUACUUGAACCAACAGUCAAUGGCUUCGGACAUGCUCCGGUCUCUGGUGCAGAAGGGUGACGGCAAGUCCUUGGCGAUUGCAUACCAGCUGUCUUUCGACCUGUACGAGAACGGCACACAAGAGUUCCUGCAAAAGGUCAUGGACGAGCUACCUGAAGAGGACACCGAUGAGACUCAGCAGAACGGCGACGCAGUAAGACCCUCAACACCACACCCAAACCAAAGCGAAGAGGCCACCGAAUCCGAUCAACUGCUUUCCGAGCUCAAUGACUCCGCUGGCGCGCCACAGACAUCUACUGUCGUAACAUCAAGAACGCGGCCCAAGGACGACACGCAAAGCAAAGCAUUCAAAUCGAUUCGAAGCAUCUUACGCGGCACCACGAGCAUCGAAUUGAACAUGGAGUUCCUUUACCGACAAGCACGCACGGAUCGUGCCAUUCUGAACAAGAUUCGGGACUCGCUGGAAGCACGCAACAGCAUUUUUCACACCUCCGUCACAUUUGCUAACGCUUUCAUGAACGCGGGCACCACUGUGGACAGCUUCUUCCGUGACAACCUUGAGUGGCUGGGCAAGGCCGUCAACUGGAGCAAGUUUACUGCAACCGCUGCUCUCGGAGUGAUUCACCGAGGCAAUAUCAACAAUGGCCAAAAGCUACUCGAACCAUAUCUUCCAAAAGAGAACGCACAGACCAGCGCGGGAAGCACCUACAGCCAAGGUGGAUCCCUUUAUGCCCUGGGCCUGAUAUACACCAACCACGGUACCAACGUCCUUGAUUACCUCCGACGUCAAUUCAAGGCAACCCAAGAAGAGGUUGUACAGCAUGGAGGCGCUCUGGGUCUUGGAACUGCUGGUAUGGCUACCGGCUCUGAAGAGAUCUACGAGGAGCUCAAGAAUGUGCUAUAUGCCGACUCUGCCAUUAAUGGUGAGGCAGUCGGUCUGGCUAUGGGACUGGUCAUGCUCGGAACAGGCAAUCUUCGCGCCCUCGAUGACAUGAUUCAAUAUGCACACGACACUCAGCACGAGAAGAUCGUACGCGGUCUUGCUCUGGGCGUGGCACUCAUCAUGUAUGGCAGGCAGGAAGCUGCUGACGAGCUCAUCUCAGGCCUUCUCGAGGACGCCGAUCCGGCUCUCCGCUACGGCGGUAUCAUGACGAUUGCGCUUGCGUAUGCUGGCAGUGGCAGCAACAAGGCAGUGCGCAAGCUUCUACACGUCGCUGUCUCGGAUGUCAGCGACGAUGUGCGGAGAGUGGCAGUCAUGAGUUUGGGCUUCGUGCUCUUCCGCAAGCCGGGCAGCGUGCCGCGAAUGGUUGAGCUGCUGUCAGAGAGCUACAACCCGCACGUGCGGUACGGUGCCACCAUGGCUCUUGGUAUCGCGUGCGCAGGUACUGGCUUGGACGAAGCCAUCGAUCUGCUAGAGCCAAUGAUGAAGGACUCCGUCGACUUUGUACGACAAGGCGCUUACAUCUCCAUGGCCAUGAUUCUGGUUCAGCAAAACGAUGUCAUGAAUCCUAAAGUCACUGCACUGCGGAAACAACUGCAAAAGGCUAUUGGCGACCGACACGAGGAUGCCAUGGCCAAGUUUGGUUGUGCUCUGGCACUAGGCAUCAUCGACGCUGGUGGACGAAACUGCACUAUUGGACUGCAGACACAGACUGGCAACCUCAACAUGCCCGCCAUUGUUGGAAUGGCCGUAUUCUUGCAAUACUGGUACUGGUUCCCACUGACACAUUUCCUCGCGCUCUCUUUCACACCUACGGCCAUCAUCGGCGUCGACUCGGAUCUUGAGAUUCCAAGCUUCAGGUUUCACAGCAACACAAGACCGAGCCAGUUCGACUAUCCACCUGAAGUCGAGGUCAAGACAGAAGAGGCUCCAGAGAAGGUCAAGACCGCUAUCCUGUCCACGACGGUCCAGGCAAAGCGAAGAAAAGCCGCCAAGGACAAGCAAAACCGCCGCGAAAGCAUGGAUGUGGAUCCGACACCGGAAACACCCAAGCCCGACGCAGAUGCAGACAAGAUGGACACCGAUGAUAACGUCAUCGACACCAGCAAGAUUGGCGAGGAAGGCGAGAAGGAUACCAAGAAGAAAAUUGAGAAGGAGAAGGUGGGCUACGAGCUCGAGAACAUGAGCCGUGUGCUACCAGGACAGAUCAAGUACAUCAGCUUCUCUUCCGAGGGCCGGUAUCAGCCUGUCAAGAAGCCUACUGGCGGAGUCAUCCUUCUCACUGAUACGAAACCCGACGAAUCAAAGUCUCUUCUUGAAUUGAAGGCGAAGAAGAAGACUGCCGCCGCUGCUCCCGCGCCUGGUGCUGGCAAUGCUUCAUCAUCAGCGCCUCGGGACACAAACAUGGGCGGUUUCGAGGCUGCUCUUGCCAGUGCUGGUCUCACUGGUGCAGCUGCUGGUGCUGGUGUGCUUACUGCGGUCGAUGAAGAUGAUGAUGGGGAGGAGGCGCCUGUGCCUGAUGCUUUCCAAGUUGACGAGGACGAGGCGGAAGAGGAAUAGGUGAUCCUUUGAAGCUCUCUUGCUCGCCUGAGAGCUGAGCUUGCGGGACUUAGAGACGAUGAUGCCUGAGUGUCUGAUGGAAAUGGACGAGUCGGCGGCCGCUCGCCUUAUGAUACUGGACACGCUUGCGCGAGUGCCAGCAGCGAUGGUGCUUAUUCGUGAAGUUGGCGAUGGAAAUGAUCAUCGCGAACUUGUAUUGCAUUGUACUGUACAAUGGAACAUGGAACUACUGCAUACUAUUUGUGUCGUAGUGUAUGAAGAGGAGUGGGGUGGAGUGGAGUGAAGUGGAAAUGUAUAAAUACAUUUUAUUUUCGAAGUGUGCCCUGUCCCAUUUUCAUGUUUGGUACUGUCUGCGCGUCGGUCUGGUCUGAACGGUCUUACUUUCUGUGACCGGUGAUUUUCGUUAUUCUUGUUGAGUACUACUAAUUGCUGUGUGUGAGUCUCGGCUGGCAUUGACGAGAUUGUUUGAGUGUUCAACUGUGGUUGUGGGUUGCAUUGAAAUGCUUCGCAUUUCUUACUCUUGAACUGGUGAGCGCUCGUUGGAUAGAAGUGGAAGACUUUUUGCUGUCGUAGCAGUUGAAUUAUUACUUGACGCUCACGACCUAGAAUUUUUGGGUUCUGAUGCUGUCACUGUCGAAGCCUGUCAGUGUUGCUCACUGACUCGCUCUUGCUUUUUGCUGGCAGAAGGUGAUGUUCUGGGGACUCAUGUUUCCGGAAGUGUCAUGCCACGCUGUCCAUAUUCUCUUUAGGAUGAAUCGGCAGUAUCAGUGACAUUCAGUGUUGUCGUUGAGGCUGUGCUCGAUCAUUGGUAUUGCUGUUGUGCUUUAUCCGCAUGGUGACCCGCGCGUAAGCUGUCAACCAGGUAUGUGCUGUCAGGUUUUGCCGUGUACGGAUUACUCGUUUGGGGGUCUCUUUCAGGCUGCGCACAUUCUUCGAUUGCGACAUUCUUCCGGUAUCGUUCGGGUGCAGUGGGGUUGGAAUCUUCAGGAUCGCUUGGUCUUGUGUGGAGGCAGGUCUCGAGACGAGUCAGUCUUUGUUGGGUGUUGCAAAAUCCGGUGUUACGAGCGCUGGAUGUUGACGGGAAGGGGUGGAGAGGUGCGGUAGAGCUCUGUCAGGUCUGUCAUGUCUGUCAUGCCGUGGUGACAAAAGGCAAC
Molecule: messenger RNA, 4877 nt
Organism: Cercospora beticola
Lineage: Eukaryota; Fungi; Ascomycota; Dothideomycetes; Mycosphaerellales; Mycosphaerellaceae
Gene: RPN2
Product: proteasome regulatory particle base subunit RPN2
Biological process (GO): regulation of protein catabolic process; proteasome-mediated ubiquitin-dependent protein catabolic process
Cellular component (GO): proteasome complex; nucleus; proteasome storage granule
Molecular function (GO): enzyme regulator activity
Source: RefSeq, a predicted model, not a curated record